Messenger RNA from Kuraishia capsulata CBS 1993, 684 nucleotides. RefSeq lists its product as uncharacterized. Gene Ontology annotation, biological process: regulation of transcription by RNA polymerase II. Gene Ontology annotation, cellular component: chromatin. The record is from RefSeq and is a predicted model, not a curated record. The transcript has a single exon. Bases 1 to 684 code for a protein of 227 amino acids. NCBI's taxonomy places the organism in Eukaryota, Fungi, Ascomycota, Pichiomycetes, Pichiales, Pichiaceae. Gene Ontology annotation, molecular function: RNA polymerase II cis-regulatory region sequence-specific DNA binding; DNA-binding transcription factor activity, RNA polymerase II-specific.
AUGCCGAAGAAAGGGAGAACGUUCCAAUGCUCCGGCUUCGAUGGAUGCAGCAUGUCUUUCACCAGGUCUGAGCAUUUGGCAAGACACAUCCGCAAACACACCGGCGAACGUCCCUUUCAUUGCCAGCACUGCCAUCGUUCCUUCAGCAGACUCGACAAUCUGAGACAGCACAAACAGACCGUGCACGUGUACGAAAACUUUGUGCUCACUUAUCCAGGCGACAAGAUUACCGUUCGUGUCAAGACAGAGGAUUUGCACAAGAUCGAGAAUAUCAUCAAGAACGAUGGUUCGGAGUCCUCAGAAUCUGCUUCUGUGGACGGACCGGAUUAUGUCACCGAAUCGGCCGCCAAGGUACCGUCCAACCAGUUGCCUCCUCCUCGUGUUUCCGAGAUGUUUGACCAUACUCAGACUUUCAGACCAAAGGAAAACAACCGUCCGCAGCCAAUCGAUAUUCCUGCUCCGAUCCAUAAGCAUUUACCCUUCUUGACUCCGACAUCGUCGUCGCCCUUCUCACCCUCAAGCCCGAUGAUGGCCAGGCCCUACAACCCACAGAGCCCUAUUAUCCGCUCCUCUUUUGGAACGGAUCUGACUUCCUACUCACUUCCGCUCACUCCAGGCUCCGACACGAGGCUGCCCACGAACACCAAGAGUUGGCUCACCAACGUUCUGAACGACGAUACGUGA